AUGGUUUUGAAAAUUUUCACCUGGGUACUCCUUUUGAAGCUAGCAUUCUCAGCAAAUGAUGGUUUUACUUAUAAUGGAUUCAACAGUGCUAACCUCAGUCUGGAUGGUCUGGCAGCAUUAUCAUCUGAUGGCCUACUGAAACUGACCAAUGUUAGCAAGCAUGCCCAGGGCCAUGCCUUCUUCUCUCUUCCGCUGCAGUUCAAAAAAUCCCCUGCUGAUAGUGUCAUCUCAUUCUCUACCACUUUUGUCUUUGCCAUUGUACCCGAGUACCCGACAUUUGGUGGAGCUGGGUUUACUUUUGUUCUCUCUCCUUCAAAGGACAUGUCCCACGCUUUGCCAAAUUAUUUCCUUGGCCUCUUCAAUAUGACCAACAAUGGAAAGCCAUAUAAUCAUAUCUUAGCAGUUGAAUUUGACACAUCACACAGCCCUGAAGCACAUGACAUUGACAAUAACCAUGUUGGCAUUGACAUCAAUGGUUUGAUAUCUAACCAGUCAGCGCCUGCAGCAUUUAAAUCUGAUGCUGAUGGUCAGUUUAAGAAUCUAAGCCUUUCAAGUGGGAAGCCAAUUCAAGUAUGGAUAGAAUAUGAUGGUAUAGAUAUGCAGCUUAAUGUGACUUUAUCUCCUCUCUGGAUGCCUAAACCCAAGGGUGCUCUCUUAUCUUUACCCAUUAAUCUCUCUAGCAUAAUUUUGGACCAUAUGUAUGUGGGUUUCUCUGCGUCAACAGGAAUAGCAUAUUCAUACUAUUAUAUUCUUGGUUGGAGCUUUAAGAUGUAUGGGGAAGUUCCUGAGCUUAAUCUAUCAAGCCUGCCUUCCCUCCCUCAACCUUUGACAUCAUUUGAGAAAUCAAAGGCUCUAUCAAUAUGGCUACCAAUAUUUCUUUCAAUUCUUGUGCUGGUGACUGCUGCCAUUCUGAAGCUAAUAAUGAUGAGGAAGAAAAAGUUCUCAGAGCUACAAGAGGACUGGGAGCUAGAUUUGGGUUCGAAUAGAUUUUCUUAUAAGCAACUCUACAAGGCAACAGGAGGUUUUAAGGAUAAGUAUCUCCUAGGGGCCGGUGGUUUUGGCAGGGUUUAUAGGGGAGUAUUACCAGCUUCUAAAGUUGAAGUUGCAGUCAAGAGAAUCUCCCAUGAAUCAAGACAAGGUGUGAGGGAGUUUGUGGCAGAGAUUGCAAGCCUUGGCAAGCUUCGGCACCGGAACUUGGUUCAGCUGUUGGGGUACUGCAGACGCAAGGGAGAACUACUCUUAGUUUAUGAGUACAUGCCAAACGGAAGCCUUGAUAAUAAUCUAUUUGGUGAAGGCAGGCAAGCUCUUAAUUGGGGUCAGAGGUUUCACAUAAUCAAGGGUGUGGCCUCUGGUCUCCAGUACUUUGCACGAAGACUGGGACCAAGUUGUGAUUCAUAG
Molecule: messenger RNA, 1398 nt
Organism: Dioscorea cayenensis subsp. rotundata (Guinea yam)
Lineage: Eukaryota; Viridiplantae; Streptophyta; Magnoliopsida; Dioscoreales; Dioscoreaceae
Product: L-type lectin-domain containing receptor kinase SIT2-like
Exons: 1
Coding region: 1-1398 (465 amino acids)
Biological process (GO): protein phosphorylation
Cellular component (GO): plasma membrane
Molecular function (GO): ATP binding; carbohydrate binding; protein tyrosine kinase activity
Source: RefSeq, a predicted model, not a curated record